AUGGGUGGAAGAUUAUUUCAACAAUGGGUUGUUGAUAGUUACGUCAAGGUCGAAAAAGAUAGAAUGAAUUUUUGUAGAAUGAACCAGAAAAAGAUACGGGCUGAUAGUUAUCAGGGAUUAAUUGAUCAUUUGCAACAAAGAGCGACUGAAACUGAUAGGCAAGUUGGAAAAAUGAUAAUUUUACCUCCAACAUUCACAGGUUCACCACGUAAUAUGCUGCAACAUUAUCAGGAUGCUAUGGCUGUCGUAAGGAAGUUCGGUAAACCUGAUCUGUUCAUAACUAUGACAUGCAAUCCAAAUUGGCGUGAAAUUAAAGAAAAUCUGCUACUUGGACAGACACCAUCAGAUAGGCCAGACUUAGUUUCACGUGUUUUUGAUAUCAAAAAAGAUGAGUUCGUCAAAAAAAUUGUUAAAGAAAAUAUUUUCGGGGAAAUACUGGCGUAUGUGUUUGUUAUAGAAUAUCAAAAACGAGGAUUACCUCAUGGUCAUUUUUUAUUUACACUUAAACAACAAAGUAAAAUUACAACUCCAGAUAUCGUUAAUAAAUAUAUUUCCGCAGAGAUUCCAGAUAUAAAUGUAAACCCUAGACUACACAAUAUCGUCAUGAAAAAUAUGAUUCAUGGCCUGUGUGGGGAUUGGUGCAAAGAUGAUACGGGGCAUGAUGCUGCUUUCAUCGUGGUUACUGAUACUACGAAUUCUACUGAUAAGCCUAUUGAUCAUGAUGAAAUUAAAAAUCAUAUAGAAACUCGAUAUGUCAGUCCUGUUGAAGCAUGUGAUCGAAUUUUUGGAAGGCCAUUGCAACAUAAAAGUCAUUCUAUAUCACGAUUACCAGUUCAUUUACCGAAUCAACAAAGUGUAAUAAUCGAUGAUGAAGCAGGUAAAGAAUCUAUACGUGCUUCUAUGGACAAACAAACGAUGUUAAUGGAAUACUUUGCUCUAAAUCAACGUGAUUUAUCAGCACGAACGUUUACAUACACAGAGAUUUCGGGGCAUUAUGUAUUUAAUAAACAAUCUGGUCUGAAUCAAUCAUCGUGGAAACCACGAAAACGACAAUUCAACAUUAUCGGCAGAAUGUAUUUCAUAAGUCCAAGUCAAGUUGAAUUGUUUCAUCUACGUCUGCUACUUAUAACCGUAAAAAGAGCAACGAGUUUCGAAAAUCUAAGAACGGUAGAUGGUAUGACACAUGACACUUACCGUAGUGCAUGUUUGGCAUUGGGUCUUAUUGAAGAUGAUGCUGAAUGGGAUCGUGCAAUGACAGAAGAAAAAAAACUUUGGGAAGAUCAUAAAGAUGGUAUGUCAGAAGAUUUCAAGAGAACAUACAGCUUGAACCAAUCUUAUGCAAGAUCAUAUCAUGAAAUAAACACUCAUCUUUCCCGAGAACGAUCAGCACUUAGUAAGUUUCCAACAAUGCCAUUAUUGACUGACUUUGAACCUGUAGACAAUCUUAAUGAUGAAGAAAUAAUUCCAUUGCAGCGCCAUGAAGAAAUUGGUUCAGCUCAAUAUGCAAAACUAAAUACGAAGCAAAAAGUUAUUGUCGACAAAAUUUUGAAUGCUGUUUUGUCAGAUCAAAGAACUUCAAAUUCAUGUUUUUUUAUUGAUGGACCAGGAGGUUCUGGAAAAACAUUCGUUUAUAGCACAAUAUAUCAUUUAUUAAAAAGUAAAAGGAAAAAAAUAUCUACAACAGCUUUUACAGGUAUUGCGGCUAUAUCACUACCAGAAGGAAGAACCAUGCAUAAUGUUUUUGGCAUGCUUGUUCCGAUGUAUGCUGACUCAAUAUCCAGCAUCAAAUGCCAAUCAAAAGAAGCAGAAAAACUAGUAAACACUGAUGUAUUGAUUUGCGAUGAAGCACCAAUGGCCCCAAGAUAUUGCAUGGAAUUAGCAGAUCGGACCUAUCGGGAUGUAACGAAAGUUGAUUUGUCUUUUGGUGGAAGAAUUGUACUCAUGGGUGGUGAUUUUCGACAAUUAUUGCCAGUUUUAAAAAAUGAGUUACGAAAGAAAGCCCGUAGUGCAUUUAAAAAAGAUCUUAGAAAAUCAUUCAUCAAUGCAAUUUAUGGUAAAACUCUAGAGUCUGUAAGAACUCGUAAAUUAAUAACACUUGUACAAAAAUAUGGUGGUAAAGGCGGAGCAAGAUCAUUUGAUUAUUGA
This is a messenger RNA of Aphidius gifuensis, 2145 nucleotides long. RefSeq lists its product as uncharacterized. Gene Ontology annotation, molecular function: DNA helicase activity. Gene Ontology annotation, biological process: DNA repair; telomere maintenance. The transcript is spliced from 4 exons. NCBI's taxonomy places the organism in Eukaryota, Metazoa, Arthropoda, Insecta, Hymenoptera, Braconidae. The record is from RefSeq and is a predicted model, not a curated record. Bases 1 to 2145 code for a protein of 714 amino acids.